This is a messenger RNA of Striga hermonthica, 1044 nucleotides long. The record is from the annotation of a GenBank genome assembly. NCBI's taxonomy places the organism in Eukaryota, Viridiplantae, Streptophyta, Magnoliopsida, Lamiales, Orobanchaceae.
AUGAAGUUGGCUUUGGUAAGCAGUUUCAGCAGCAGCCCUCCAAUCCAUGUUCGCGCACUCAGUAAAUUUCAUGUAACUCGUUGUGAGGAGCAUUCGACUAUUCUCCAGUAUGAGCCUGCUAAUGGUGAUAAUACAUCGCUUUCCAUGGUUAGAAGAAUUGAUUUCAUGAGUGCAGUCAUAAGUUGUUCUGCAGCAACUUCGAUUGCAACUCCAGUAGCGAAUGCUCUAACUACGGAGACUAUCAGACAAUUGCCAGGUUCUUUGUAUACUCUUGCCGAAGGGAGCAAUGGAGAUUGGCUUUCCGGUCAACUAUUUUCAGCUGGACAACAAGCUAACAUAGCUGUGCAGGACCAGCUGUCAGCCCUCAGUUUUACUAGUUUGGCAGUCAUUUUCGGGGCCGGGCUUGUGACUAGCCUUUCACCAUGUACACUGAGUGUUUUGCCCCUUACCCUUGGUUACAUAGGGGCAUUUGGCUCAGGAAAAAGCAGAACAGAGGCUAUUGGUAAUUCAAUUUCUUUUGCAAUGGGGUUGGCAACUACACUGGCUCUGCUAGGCGUAGCAGCUUCAUUUGCUGGAAAGGCUUAUGGCCAAAUAGGGCAGGGACUACCUUUGGCUGCUUCUAUUUUAGCAAUUGUCAUGGGCUUAAAUCUUUUGCAGGUUGUUGAAUUGCAGCUCCCAUCUUAUUUCAACAACUUCGAUCCCCGUGCCGCUGCUUCUAAUUUUCCUUCAAGUGUCCAAGCAUAUUUGGCUGGACUAACCUUUGCAUUAGCGGCAUCACCUUGCAGCACACCAGUGCUUGCGUCCUUGCUUGGAUAUGUUGCCUCGACCAGGGAUCCAGUGGUAGGGGGGAGCCUUCUUUUGACGUACACAACAGGAUAUGUCGCUCCUCUUCUUCUCGCUGCUUCUUUUGCUGGAGCUCUGCAGAGCCUUCUUUCAUUCCGCAAGUUUUCAGCAUGGAUCAAUCCAACAAGUGGUGCCCUCCUCCUGGGUGGGGGUGUGUAUACCCUGCUGGAUAGACUUUUCCCGGUUACUAUGGCUAUGUGA